Messenger RNA from Paramuricea clavata, 622 nucleotides. Lineage: Eukaryota; Metazoa; Cnidaria; Anthozoa; Malacalcyonacea; Plexauridae. The record is from the annotation of a GenBank genome assembly.
AUGGUUGGUGUUGCAAGCAUCUUUUAUAUCAAAUGCAAUCUAUGUGGCAAAAUCAACAAGGUUAAAACAUCUUCUGAACACAGAAGUGGACAACGUGGACGAUUAACCUUCAACAUUAAUUCUAGAGCAGUACUUGGUUCACUUCAAGCUGGUAUUGGUAAUACCCACCUGAAUAACCUAUUUGCAACAAUGAAUGUACCAACGAUGAACAACAGGACAUUCAAGUCACGAGAACGAGAAGUUGGAAAAGCUGUCGAGGACUUGGCACAAAAAAGCUGCAAAACAAACAUUGAAAGGGAAAAGGAUAUGGCUGAGGAAAACGGGGAAGUUGCAGAUGAGAACGGCUUGGUUGGCAUACCAGUAUCUUAUGAUAUGAGAUGGCAGAAGCGGGGUAAAGGACACAAUUCAAUGACCGGACAGGGAGUAGCAAUGGGAUUAGGAACAGGUAAUGUUUUGGCAUAUGCAACAAAGUGCAAAUCAUGUAGAGUGUGCGAUCAUGCAAAGAAAAAAGGCAAGCAGCCAAGGAGACAUGACUGCAGAAAGAAUCAUGUUGGUUCAUCCAAAGCCAUGGAACCAGCAGUUGCAUGUGAACUGUGGAAUUCGGCUCCCAAAGAAAAAGUAA